Boleophthalmus pectinirostris (great blue-spotted mudskipper) is the source of this 904-nucleotide messenger RNA. RefSeq lists its product as uncharacterized. Bases 47 to 700 code for a protein of 217 amino acids. The record is from RefSeq and is a predicted model, not a curated record. NCBI's taxonomy places the organism in Eukaryota, Metazoa, Chordata, Actinopteri, Gobiiformes, Gobiidae. The transcript has 5 exons.
GAUAAACCCAGCUUUCUUUCAGAGAACUCUGACUAUAGUAUUAUAAAUGUAUUUUCCAGGAGUGAUCCAGCAGCUUACUGGAUUGUUCCACAGCUGUUUUGUUUUUCUAUUUACAUUUUUCUUCCUAAUGCAUCUCUAUGGACGUUUUUAUAGACAAAAACCAAACGGCUACUCCUGCAUUGUGAGAACUGAUUGCCUGCAUCUUGUCCAGCUGCACAAAUGCGCAACAACCUUCAUGACUAGUAAAAGAGGCAAAUAUGUGAAACUAAGCAAAAGGAAUGGAUUGAAGUUGGAAGCGAUUGACAUCCCAGACGGAGCAAAAACUAGGAACCUGGAGGUAUGGAGCUAUGAUGACAAAAUUGCAUUAUGUUACAAGUAUGAUAACAGUGAAAGUUAUGUACUUUCUGUGGAAGACGAUGAACUUAAAUUCACACUAUUGGAGCAAAACACGGAUGAUGCCGUUCAGGAAACUUUAGAGAGGAUGAAACCUUGGUUUCAAAUGGAAAAUGCUGGAAGUCACAAUUGUAUCCAGGAGGCAUACUCUAAAAAGUUCCUUAAAAUAGAAGAAAAUCGGCGACGCAUUACUCUCAGUGCUACACAAACCGCAGAAAGCACCUUCAGUAUAUCUCCAUGCUCUUGUAAUAAAGUAGGGUGCACUGGUUUGUCCAGCUAUGGGGAGACACGUACUACUACUAAAUGAGGACAAUCAACAAAACUGUCUGCUUUUAAUUUUUAUGUCUUUGUACACUCUUAAAGACUGUUCUUUUCUGUAGGAUAUGUAUACAUGACAAGUCUCAACUAUAAUCUGUAAAAGACUGAUCAUUUUACUUUCAGUCACAUUUUACUGUAUGUUUGCUGUUCCCUUGACAUUUUAAUUAUGAAGCAAAAGGGUGAAAACAAUAAA